CAGACAAAAAGAAAGAGAAAUGCAUACAUUAAAAAAAAAACAAUUUUCCCAAGAAAAUUCAUGAUAAACGAAAACAAUAUAUAUAUAAUGUUACUAAAUUAGAUUUCUGAUACAAAUUGUCCGGGAAUGGAAACAAUAAAAAAGAUGUGAAAGUUGGAGAAAAUUCAGGAAAUUACGUAAAUAGUUUUUGUUUUAUCUUUUAAAACAGUUGCAUAAUUAAGAAGAACUUUUCUUUUUUUGGGAUUUAUGAUAUCUCCCUCCUCUCUGUCAAACCUUUAAAACACUCUUUUUAUUGGUCACACAACCUAUCCAGCGAUUCUUGUCUGCAACGUCAAAAGAGGGAAAAUCCUUAACAGUCUUUUUAAAUCCAACUCGCCAAGAAUUGACAUGUACAACAUAAAAAUUGCAACGGUGUGAUGAUGUUUUCUUUUCAGUAAGAAACCAGGAUUCAAACUAAUCAUCACGCAUUGCAAAACUGCAACAUCUGAAUAUAGGAGCGGCGUUUGCUGCGCCUAGGAGGAGGGAAUUGUGGAACGUUCUGGAAUCAAAGACAGGAGAAGAUGUCAAAGCCUCCCUCCUAAAUGAAUCAGCACGAAACUCCUUCGGUGUCUUCGCCUAGGCAGAGGGACAACAAUAAAACAAUGACGCCUGAGAUUGAUGAUAUAGAGAAAGCAGCACACACGAUCACACGUCUCAUUGAGCAACUUCAUGCCAAGAAAUCAACGGCGCAAGAGAAAGAGCUCAGCAGCGCUCGUCUUCUCGGUCUAGCAAAAGGUAAAAAAGAGUGUAGAAAGAUAAUUGGACGAAACGUGAACGCCAUGCCAUCCUUCAUAUCACUUGUCAGGAACGGAACCCCUUUGGCAAAACUCAAUUCCGCCUCAAUCUUGACCGUUCUAUGCAAAGACGAAAACAUGCGUUCUAAACUACUAAUAGGAGGAUGUAUCCCGCCGCUGUUGUCACUCUUGAAAUCUGACUCUGUGGACGCAAGAAGAGCUGCGGCGGAGGCCAUAUAUGAAGUUUCUUUGUGUGGAAUAGAUGAUGAUGAUGAUAUUGUUGGUACUAAGAUAUUUGUCACGGAAGGCGUCGUACCGAGUUUAUGGGAUCAGUUAAAGAUGAAAAAGAAGCAGGACCAAACAGUUGAAGGAUAUUUGGUUGGAGCUUUGAGAAAUCUAUGCGGCGAUAGAGACUGUUUCUGGACAGUAACGCUAGAAGAUGGCGGAGUCGACAUCAUCUUAAAGCUUCUGCAAUCUAGUAACGCGGUAUCUCAAUCAAACGCGGCUUCUCUCUUAGCUCGUCUCAUUAGGACUUUUCCUUUUAGCGUGUCAAAAAUAGUUGAGUCAGGUGCUGUGCAAGUUCUGGCUCAGCUUCUAGGUGAUGAAAUCAACCUUGUCGUUCGUGCCAGUGUAGUCAAUGCUCUAGAAGCCAUCACAUCGAAGUCAGAAGAAGCUAAGAAUGUGGCUAGAGAUUUGGAUGGGAUCCACCUUCUGAUUAGCGCAGUGGUUACUUCGCCGGUAGAUGAAGAAAAUGAACGUGUCUUACAGAGUUAUGGAACACAAGCUUUAGCAAACUUAUGCGGAGGAAUGUCUGCUUUGAUAGUGUACCUUGGAGGUCUAUCAUUGUCUCCACGCCUCACUGAGCCAAUCGCUGACAUUCUUGGAGCUCUUGCUUAUGCUCUGAGGAAGUUUCAGCCAAGUAGUCACGAUGAUAAAGUAACAUUGGAUCUAACACUAACAGAAGGAGUACUAGUGAAACUACUGAAGCCCCGAGAUACUCAAUUAAUCCAAGAACGUAUCUUGGAAGCUAUGUCAAGUCUAUAUGGAAAUGUUGAUGUAUCACAAUCACUCAAUAAUGUGGACACUAAGAGGGUUUUAGUUGGGCUAACAAUCUUGGCCACGGGCCAUCCACGUGAACGGAUGAUAACUUGUUUGUCAAAUUUAUGCAAAUAUGAGAAUGUCUGGGAAGCUAUUGGGAAGAGAGAAGGGAUUCAAAUCCUCAUACCGUUUCUUGGGUUGUCCAGCGAACUUCAUCAAGAACUGUCAGUUGAGUUUUUAGCGAUCUUGACUGACAAGGUGGAAGAAAGUAGAUGGGCUGUUACUUCGGCAGGCGGGAUUCCUCCAUUACUGCAGAUACUAGAGACUGGUGUAUCGCACAAGGCAAAGGACGACGCGGUCCGUGUCCUUUGGAACCUGUGUUGUCACAGCGAGGAAAUACGUCUUUGCGUUGAGAAAGCAGGAGCUAUUCCUGUACUCUUGGGACUUCUACAAAACGGUGGAGCAAAAGCACAAGAGAACUCAGCGAAUACGCUUCUGAAACUGAUUAAAACAGCUGAUCCAAGUGUUAUCGAGCAAGUACAGGCUUUGUUUCUCGGAGAUGCUCCUAAAUCAAAGACUCAUUUGAUCAGAGUUCUAGGCCAUGUUCUUGCAUCGGCUUCGUUGGAGGAAUUUGUCACCAAGGGUUCUGCAGCUAAUAAUGGAUUGAGGUCACUUGUCCAAAGACUUGCCUCAUCCAACGAGAAGAUGAAAGAGAACGCAGCUUCUGUCUUGGCUGAUUUAUUCAGUUCAAGAAAAGACCUUUGUGGUGGUCUUGGAUUUGAUGAGAAUGAUAGUCCAUGCACAAAGCUUUUAAGCGGAAACACUCACGCCGUUGCAACGCAACUAGCCCACGCCAUUGGUUCUCUAUCCAAUCCAACAAAGAAAAAGAUUGUACAAAAGAAGUUAUCCGGUCCAGAAGUCGAAGUGAUCAGACCAUUGAUAAAGUCAGCAAAAACAAACCCGAUCGAGUCAGCAGAGAACCCCAUGUCCACUCUUGCCAACCUUCUUUCCGACCCAAAUAUUGCAGCCGAGGCAUUAGCUGAUGAUGUUGUUUCUGCUUUGACAAGAAUAUUAACAGAAGGAACAGUACAAGGGAAGAGAAAUGCUUCACAAGCUCUACAUCAUUUACUUGAGCAUUUCCAGGUUAACGAUGUGUAUAAAGGAAAUGAUCAGUGUCUUCCUGAACUCAUUGAGCUCUUAAACGCUACUGACCUUAACAACAGCGCCUUUAUAGAUGUUUUGGAAGUACUCUCUUUGCUGGCUAAAGCUAAGUAUGGUGCUAACUUUUCGCAUAACCCCUUUUCCGCAUUCACCGAAGCUCCUUCCAGUUUGGACUCUCUCGUCCGAUGUGUAGCUGAUGGUCAUCCUCUCGUGCAAGAUAAAGCAAUAGAUAUUUUGUCUCGCUUCUGCAAGACACAGUUUGUCGCGCUAGGUGAAGUUUUGGUCACACGAUCGAAAUCAAUUUCUUCCUUGGCUAACAGGACAACCAACUCAUCUAGUCCUGAAAUAAAAGUUGGGGGAGCUCUGUUGCUUCUAUGCGCAGCGAAGAAGGACAAAACAUUAUGCGUUGAACUAAUUGGAAGAUCAGGGCAUUCGAAAAGCUUAGUAAGCAGUCUUCUUGAUAUGUCAAAGCAGAACUCUCUAUGCUGUUCAUAUAGAGUUGAAAUUCAAAGACCAAGAUCUUUCAUCGCAAACAACUUGUGCUUAAAGAUGGGCGACUCCGACAUGGUUGAUCCAGUAACUGUCUUGGGAAGCACAAUCUCUAUGUGGUUUCUAUCCAUUUUUUGCUCUUCUCAUCCCAACAACACUCUUACUGUUAUGGAAGACAACGGACUUGAAAUUAUUGCAGAGAAGCUUCAAAGAUAUAAGUUCAACACACAGGAGGAAGUCUCGGAUUCCGAAGAAAAAUGGAUUCUUCUAUCAUUCCUAGCUGUUAUGUCUCAAGAACAAGACGUUGUUUCGUCCCCAGCAGUAUCAAAUCUUGUGCCAACUCUAGCUGUUUUCAUGCAAUCUGACCAAACGAUUGAUGGAUAUUUUACUGCACAAGUAUUGGCAGCGUUGGUUCUUAGCAGGAAUGAUAAAAGCAUUGCAGAAAUAAUGAAUUCAGAUAUCGUGGAAGCACUGAUAAACUCGGUUGGAAACACAGAAUCAGAAACAUGGAAUCUUUAUGCCUUGGCAGAAGAGCUAUCUCUAUUACAAAAGCCUUGUGAGGCCACUUUAGAGGCACUCUUCAAAGAUGAAAGACUAAGACGUGGUUCACUGACACAGAAAAGUAUCCCUUUGCUGGUGAAUCUCGUAAAACCAAAUGCAAACAAACAAACCUUGCCAGUAGUUGUUCAGCUUCUGAGUAAUAUUGCAGAGUGGGGAGAUUCAAGUAAACUACUUAUCGCUGAAGCUGGAGGUCUCAUUGCUUUAGCCGAGUACCUUUCUUCGAGUCCUCAAGAUUCGACCGAGCUCACCGUUUGUGAACUGUUAGGAUCACUCUUUCAGUGCCCGGAAAUCACACAUCACAAAACAGCUUUAAGUUCCAUGAAGCAGCUCAUAGGAAUCCUUCAUCUUGCUUGUGGAAGUACCCGCUACAGUGCCGCAAGAGCUCUCCGUGAGCUUUUUAGCUCUGAGCACAUAAGAGAUUCAGAAUCAGCAUGGAAAGCACUUUCCCCACUUGUAGAAAUGCUGAGGACUACGUUGGAGAGUGAACGAGAUAUUGCUCUAACUGCUUUGGUGAAGCUAACUAUAGCAAAAUGUCCAAGGCCAGACAUUUUUAAUUGUAUUGAAGGAAACCCAUUGGACAACAUCUACAAGAUUUUACAUUCAGAGAGCUCAUCGCUUGAAUCAAAGACAAGUGCUGCGAGGAUAUGCGCGUUUCUAUUUACCAGUGAACAUUUGAGGGAAAGCUCGUCCGCCGCAGAUUGCAUGGUACCUAUUAUAUCACUUAUCCGGUCAGGAACAAGCACUGCUGUAGAAGCUGGGAUGGUUGCAGUGAACAGACUCCUGGAUAGCAAAAGAUACACAGAGGCUGCAGAAGAACAUGAUUGUGUGAACCUGUUCUUUGGCUUUGUGGCUUCUGGAAACUAUGUAAUCAGCGAGGGUGCGAUUUCUUGUCUUGUAAAAAUGGCUAAAGACAACACUCCACGUAAAAUGGAUCUGAUUAAAAUGGGGAUAAUCGAGCAAUGCGUUGGUCAACUCUCCACACAUUCUCCAAGCUCUUUGUGUUCUGUAAUCGCAGAGCUUUUCAGAGUUUUGACAAACGUUGGUGCUGUUGCUAGAAGCCAAGAGGCGAUAAAAAUGGUACAACCGGUCCUCUUGGUUUUGCGUAGAAAAGACUUGAACUUUCAAGGCCAACUCGGUGGUUUACAAGCAGUAGCAAACAUCUUGGAGAAACCCAUGCUUCUUGAAUCAAUAAACAUGGCAUCUUCAGCAAUCAUUACGCCUUUGAUACCAUUGCUAGAGUCUGAAUCAAUAACAGUUCAACACGCAGCCGCAGAGUUACUGACCUCUCUACUUGAAUCGCAACGUUUCCAAGAAGAGAUUGCGACCAAGGAUCUCAUUGUUCCUCUUGUGAAGCUUGCCGGGAUCCGAGUAAGAAAUUUACAAGAGACAGCUUUAAUGGGUUUGGAGAAAUCGUCAAUUACAUGGACUAAAGAAGUAGCUGACGCCGAAGGGAUCCAAGAGCUCUCAAAAGUUAUUAUCGACGAAGAUCCUCAGCUUCCUGUAUCUCUAUGGGAAUCAGCAGCUUUCAUAUUAAGCAAUAUUCUCAGAUUCAAUCCAGAACACUAUUACUUUACAGUACCUGUAUCAGUUCUCACAAAAAUGCUCUUCUCAACAGCCGAGAGCACAGUGAUCUUAGCCAUAGACGCAUUGAUCAUCCACGAGAAGAAAGACUCGUCAAGUGUUGUAGAAAUGUCUGAAUCUGGUGCGCUCGACGCAUUACUUGAUCUGCUAAGAUCACACCAUUGCCAAGAACUCUCUGCAAGAUUAGUCGAACUGAUAUUACGCAAUCCAAAGGUCAGGGAGACAAAACUCUGCAAGCUUGUAAUAACUCCUUUGUCAGAGUACAUACUAGACAUAGAGACAAGAUCAGAAUCCGCAAAGCUCCUAGUGGCUAUGGCUCUCAGAGACAUCUCUCAACACGAAGGAAUCGCUAAAGCCACGGACUCGGCCUUAGCGUGCCGCGCACUAAUCAGCUUGAUCGUGGAAGAACCAAGCGAAGAGAUGCAAAUGGUUGUGAUGUGUGGGUUAGGGAACUUUGCAAUGUACAGUAGAACGAGCAGAAAAGCUAUGGCAGAAGCUGGUGGUGUGGGUUUGGUUCAAGAGAUGCUUAGAUCAUCUAAUCCACAAGUUUCUACUCAAGCAGCUCUAAUGAUCAGAUCUCUCUUCUCUAAUCAUACACUUCAAGAGUAUGUCUCCUGUGAAAUCAUCAAAUCUUUAACCGCUGCGAUGGAGAGGGAGUUAUGGACGACUGCGAUGAUAAACGUGGAAGUGGUGAGAACGCUAAACGCAGUUCUGACGACGUUUCCCAAACUCCGAUCAUCGGAGGCGGCAACCGCAUGUAUCCCUCACUUAAUCGGAGCUUUGAAAUCCGGCGAUAAAGAAGCAAGAGACUCGGCGUUAGACACGAUCCACACGCUGAGACAGUCGUGGAGAACGAUGCCGACGGAGACGGCGAGGUCUCAGGCGGUUUUAGCAGCGGAGGCGAUUCCGAUGCUGCAACUGAUGAUGAAAUCGAAAUCUCCCGAGCGAAGCUUCCACGAGAGAGGGAACAGUCUCUUGAAUUGUUUGCCGGGAAGUUUAACGGUGGCAAUCAAACGCGGAGAUAAUCUGAAACGCUCUAUGGGUAACACAAACGCGUUUUGUAGCUUAAUCAUCGAUAAUUGCCCCAAAAAGAAAACCAAGGUUGUGAAACGCACCAGCUCACCGGUUUGGAAGGAAUCUUUCACAUGGGACUUUGCUGUUCCUCCUAGAAGACAGUUUCUAGAAAUCGUAUGCAAAUCAAACAACAUUUUCCGCGACAAAAUUUUGGGGAAGGUGAGGAUCCCAAUUGAUAAAGUGCUGACAGAAGGGAGUUACAGUGGAAGUUUUAGCCUAAGUGAGGAAAGCAAGAAAGAUGAUGGUUCGAACAGAAGUCUAGACGUCGAGAUUGUUUGGUCGAAUCAGACAUUUUAAUAUCCCUUUGAAGUGUUUUAAUUAUCUACGCAACUUAAAUUGUCAAUUUGUGAUUAAAUAUUUUAUGUAAAAAUAUUAAACUAUGAAAUUAUUUAAUUUGGUGAUU
This is a messenger RNA of Brassica napus (rape), 7080 nucleotides long. RefSeq names its product protein CELLULOSE SYNTHASE INTERACTIVE 2. The coding region runs from base 582 to 6974 and encodes 2130 amino acids. Gene Ontology annotation, molecular function: microtubule binding. Gene Ontology annotation, cellular component: cellulose synthase complex. Gene Ontology annotation, biological process: anisotropic cell growth; regulation of cellulose biosynthetic process. NCBI's taxonomy places the organism in Eukaryota, Viridiplantae, Streptophyta, Magnoliopsida, Brassicales, Brassicaceae. The transcript has 7 exons. The record is from RefSeq and is a predicted model, not a curated record.